AUGCAGCUACCGCCCGUAGGGAACGGAAGACACUCGGUAAACGCAAACAAGUUCCCUUGGCUGCGUCUCGCUUUGCAUUUGCAUCCGCAUCUUCCUAGUGCUCGAUCGUUCAUUCAUCAACAUAUCUUACGCGAGGUUUUUAUCCAUUUCAUCCUAGCCCGUUCACCUUGCAGACAGCUGUUGGCGAUGGCAGCAGGGUCGGAGGUUACCUUAUCAGUGUACACAAUACUAUAUGUUUUAGCGCGCGGUACUCCAUGA
Akanthomyces muscarius is the source of this 258-nucleotide messenger RNA. RefSeq lists its product as uncharacterized. The transcript is spliced from 3 exons. The record is from RefSeq and is a predicted model, not a curated record. Bases 1 to 258 code for a protein of 85 amino acids. Lineage: Eukaryota; Fungi; Ascomycota; Sordariomycetes; Hypocreales; Cordycipitaceae.